Recurvomyces mirabilis is the source of this 2433-nucleotide messenger RNA. It is a transcript of the gene TOK1, whose product is annotated as Potassium channel. Lineage: Eukaryota; Fungi; Ascomycota; Dothideomycetes; Mycosphaerellales; Teratosphaeriaceae. The transcript has a single exon. Bases 1 to 2433 code for a protein of 810 amino acids. Gene Ontology annotation, cellular component: plasma membrane. Gene Ontology annotation, molecular function: outward rectifier potassium channel activity; potassium ion leak channel activity. Gene Ontology annotation, biological process: potassium ion transmembrane transport; stabilization of membrane potential. The record is from RefSeq and is a predicted model, not a curated record.
AUGAGGCACAAGCCGCCACCGGCCCUUGACGAGGGGAGACCAGCAGGCAUGAACGACAUCAAAACUUCCCGCCCGUCUAGUGAGGAGACUACGGAAGCGAACAGUUCUGGCGAGUCUCCAGCAGUAGUAGAGGAAAAGCCGGCGCGACGUCUAGAAGAGUAUUACCAUCGUCGUUCCUCUAUACAAGAUAUCUUCCACCCGCGCAAUUCCUCGGUCGAAACACCACGACGCAGGUCUUCACUAGCCUUGCAGCGCACGGCUACAGGCGCAAAGCACUGGUGGAAAUUCACCUUGCGAGAGUGGGACGAUGAUGACGAAGAGGACUGGUGGUUUGCGUCGACCGCCAUUCCGUUACUGGCCGCUACCAUAGGACCACUGGCCAACGUUCUCAGUAUUGCUGCUCUGGUGUCGUACUGGCGGAUGUGCCUCGUCGACGACGCGACUCCAGCGACUGCAGCGCAGUGCAUACCGAACGCCAUUGUCCUGCUUCCGCUCCCUCUCACGGGCGUCACUUAUCGUGACCCACAUUGGUGUAUCAGUCUCAACGCUGUCAGCCUAGCUGCAGGAUUCGUGGGAAACUUCUUCCUGCUUUGCAACUUCACGAACCGGAUACGGUACAUCAUAGCACUACCAGUGACUAUUCUGAUGUGGUACAUCGCUACUGGAAUUCUCAUCGGCAUCACUGUGAGCAUGGAGCUCUACGCACCGCCCAUUCGACCACAGCAAACAUACACACAGGGGUUCUGGUACGCGGUCAUUGCAUGCUGUAUGUAUAUGAUAUGUGCCAUGAUGCUCAUGGUGAAUAUGCUUGGUUAUGCGCUUGGACAUUACUCUCAGCACUUCACUUUGACGGAGUCACAGCGCACCUUGAUCUUACAGACCAUGUUAUUCUUCAUCUGGCUCGCAGGAGGUGCAGGUGUCUUCUCGCGCGUAGAACUGAAAUAUGGUGAUGGCACUCAGAACUGGAGCUAUGUCAAUGCCCUGUACUUCUGCGAUGUUACUAUCCUUACGGUCGGCUUUGGUGAUCUUUAUCCUACAUCAAAUACCGGGCGUGGGCUCGUCUUUCCAUAUUCCGUUGGUGGUAUCAUCAUGCUUGGUCUCAUGGUCUCGAGUAUCACAAAGUUCGCAGCGGAGCUUGGACAGGAUAAAGUGAUCCGGCGCCAUGUGGAGCGGAGUCGAGCCCGUACUGUUGGCCGGACUGUCACGACCUCACUCGAGAUGGACAGACGGACGACAUUGCAGCCAGCGGAUCGCCCUGUUAUUUCGGCUCCAUUCCCAAUGCCAACGGAGAGCCGGGCGACAACCAUACAAAUUGCAGAUCAAGCUGGAGAGGGUGCUAACAAGAAUCGGCGCACAAAGACUGGGCUACUGGCCUUCAAACGGGUGGUGUCGAUCAACAAACAACCACGACAACGCCAGCCGAAGCUCAUCCUUUUGCGAGAGGAGAAAGAUCGCUUUGAUGCCAUGCGGCACAUCCAACAUGAUACGUCAGUCUUUAAAAGGUGGUACAGCCUGGCCAUGGCGGUCAUAGCUUUUGGACUGCUGUGGUGUGUUGGAGCUGCAGUGUUUUGGCGCUGUGAGCAUGAGACCCAGAACAUGACCUACUUUCAAGGUCUGUACUUCUGCUACGUGUCACUUUUGACAAUUGGGUAUGGUGAUCUAGCACCAAAGAGCAACCCCGGACGACCCUUCUUCGUCUUUUGGUCUCUGGUUGCGGUCCCCACCAUGACGAUUCUCGUCUCCGCGCUUGGUGAGACGGUGAUCAACAAGUUCAAGGAUGGCACGUCUGGGCUUGCAGACUUCACUGUACUGCCCAAACAUGGUGUCUGGAGAUCGUUCCUUGAGCAUCACCCAUGGCUGCUCGAUUGGCUUCAGCAGAGGAAAGAGCGUAAAAACGCACUGAAGCGGGUAGAAGAUGGAUUCCAAACGGGACCAGAUCCCGGGGCGGAACGACUAGCACCUACCAUCGACGAACUUGCUCGUGAUGAUCCUACCAAUGACGAACUCGCACGACGACUGCCAGAAGCUAUCCGCAAGACAGCAGAUGAUAUGAAGCGUACGCCUCGCAAACGCUACUCUUACGAGGAGUGGGUCGAGUUCACAAGCCUAAUCCGCUUCUCCGCUAUUAAGGAAGAGGAUCGCGAAACAGAAGACGACGAUGACGGCCUGAUCGAAUGGGAUUGGAUUGGCGAAGACAGUCCGAUGAUGCAUAAAGGUAGCGAAGCAGAGUUCAUUCUAGAUCGGUUGUGUGAAAGUAUGAAUAGGUACAUUAAGCAGAUGUCGAGCAGGACAUCUCUGCCAACGGACGGGCAAGAAAAAUUGAAGCGUCCGCCUAGUAUGAGGAGGAAUAGUGGCGAUAGUGCAAGCUUGAGACGGCGUAAGGCGGGCGAUCCUGGAGAUGAUAUUGGGCCCCUUGACGAAAAGACUGUAUGA